Mytilinidion resinicola is the source of this 669-nucleotide messenger RNA. RefSeq lists its product as uncharacterized. NCBI's taxonomy places the organism in Eukaryota, Fungi, Ascomycota, Dothideomycetes, Mytilinidiales, Mytilinidiaceae. The record is from RefSeq and is a predicted model, not a curated record. The coding region runs from base 97 to 669 and encodes 190 amino acids. The transcript has a single exon.
CUCAAACUUUAACACCACCCCAUCAACCCAAGUCUACAAAGCUUCAUCUCACCCACCUUCCUAGCCGUUGACAUCCCGAAGGCAACACACCCAACCAUGGACACGAUGUCUUCGCAUCGCUUCUGCGAGGCGGCUGAAGAAGAACAAGUGCCAAUCAAAACUUGCCCCGUGGAGACCAAGAAGCCGCAAAAGGUUACUAUGCUGCGCCCAUAUACCGGGCCGAUCCUCAACGACUUGCUUCUCAAACACGGCAUGAUAGGACCAAUUCCGCCGGUAGACGAGAGCGACCUGCUUGACAACGAAAUCGACCCGGUGUUUCAGCGAAGCAACUGGGUGCUUGGUGUUGAUGAAGAAAAUAUAAGCAACGACGUGGAUGGGCCUCUCUUCAAGCACGACAAGGCUAGUGAAGUGGAGAUGGAUAAGCUUUGGGAGAUGAUGAUACCCGCAUUCCGUCUCGCAACAAUGCUGAUCCGGAAUGAGAAACUACAGGACUUCAGGGUCAAGCGUGUGGCGGCCUAUAAGGAUAUGAUCCCAAAGGAGUACGCAGACCUCUCCUUGGAGGAGGUAGCGCGUGAAUACCUUAAUCUCCUUGCCAGCAGACUUACGUUCAUGUUCUGGGCAGGCGAUAUGCAUGCUGCCGGAGCCACUUUCUGGAACAAAACCAUGUAA